Messenger RNA from Cladophialophora immunda, 1225 nucleotides. RefSeq lists its product as uncharacterized. The transcript has a single exon. NCBI's taxonomy places the organism in Eukaryota, Fungi, Ascomycota, Eurotiomycetes, Chaetothyriales, Herpotrichiellaceae. The record is from RefSeq and is a predicted model, not a curated record. The coding region runs from base 1 to 1167 and encodes 388 amino acids.
AUGGCUGCUCAAGAAAAGUCUCGAGCGCAACCUUAUGUGUCUGCAGCAGAGAACGUGUUUAUCGUCAUUUCUAACUACCAGAAAAUCCUUUCCAAAGCUACCGAGCUAGGAGUCCAAAGUGCAGUUAGAGAAAGACUGUUUUCCUUGGUAUUUGAUGAGUACCUCCCAGAAUUGCGCCAAUAUGCCGCAAGCAAAGGAAUCCUCGGACUUAGAAGCCCAACGCGAUGCCGUGAAGAUCAGGAAACCGUCGAGGGAAUAUUGACCGAUUUAGAGGAGCUUAAUAUCGAAAACCACCCCAACGACGAAGAGACUGAGGACGAUCGGGACAUAAUGAAUAUCAUGAAUCCGCUUGUGCUGCUCCUGUACCAAGCUAUAGAGCGGGAAGAAGUAGGGACUUCCGAUCAAGAAAAGGAAUGGGGCCCACUGAGUGGGUUUAAGAGUUUCUUGUCGGGUCUGGAAUUUGAGAAAAACAUCAGACCCACAAAGAAAGAGCAAGGCGAGCACCAAACGACGGCAAUAUCGUUUUGGCCUGGUCUCCCGACAUGCAUCAUGACCUCCCUUUCCAACAGCUCUCCCAAUACAAGAAGUCGACGUAUCUACGUCUCGGCGACGCGCGAUCACUUCGACGGGAUGGAUGAAGUGGACAAAAAAGCAAGAAAUCUUCGCGAGGAUCGACUACGAAGCCUCGAGGAGGGUCUGUCGCCAGAGAAUAAAAAUCACAUAGACUUAUUCAAGGAGACUCUGGACUUGGUACGCCUUGCUUUCCUGGAAAACAUGGCGAUUGCGACACCGAAGGGACCGGAAGUGACGACGUACGACUACCCCACGGUUGAACCUGAUGUAACUCGACCCAUCAGGAUUCAAGUCAGAUCGUUCCAUGCGCAAGCCGAAAUGCCAGGAGUCUAUCAUGAACGCACUCCCGGCGUCCAAUUGCCAGUCAAUUUCCCUUUCAUAGUGUCGACGUGGAAUCCCAGAGGAGAAUACUAUCCUGCUUGUUACCUUGACAAGAAACGCUUCGAGGUCACACGGCCUGAGAGAGCUCAGGACGAAGAACAAAGAGACAAAGCGAAAAGGAAGAAAGAUGGGGGACUUCCCAAGAUAGAUAGUUGCGCAGAAUGGGAAGGGUAUCUUAGCUGGCUGAAUCGGCCUGAGCCUGUUUUACCCUAGAUUAUUGACUUGGCCAGAAACGCUCAAUUGUCAUCUAGGGCGCAGUGUCAUUCAAGGU